AGCAUGAGAUCUAAUCAUGUCAACAGAGAGGUCUUACCUGAGGAUCACCCGCCACAUGUGCAGGAGGACAGCAGUAAAGUAACAGGUCAGACCAGUUUAUACGAUUCCAGUGUUGCCAGUUCCACGAUAACACCAGUGGAUGGUGCUGUAGAUCUACGGGAGGAGGAAAUGGAGGCUUCUGUCUUUGGACUGCAUUUUGCUCUGGAUCAUCUUGAUGCUUCAACUGCCCCACCAUCUCUCCAUCUUUCCGACUCCUCUUUAACUGUCACCUACCACGAAGAGAAUCCCCCUCUACCAGCUCCAGAAGGCAAAAUCAGAAGACCUGUGAUGACCUCUGACCCAGGGGUUCUCCAUCAUAUUCGUGCUGAUGUAGUAAUUGCACGGGGGCAGUACUACUGGGAGGUGGAAGUGUGUAAUAGCUCCAUCUACAAGAUCGGUGUGAUCUCAGUGGAUGGUUCUAAUGGCUGGUGGCUUGAGAGGCACAGCUUGACUUUUUGGGCAGUGUAUGAUGGGAACUGUGAGCUACUUUGUACCAUCCCACCUCAGAUCAAAACCAUUGGGAUCUUCCUAAACAUUGGAGGAGGGACCCUAAGCUUCCACAACCCUCUAACCCAGGAGCAUCUCACCACACUGCCAACACGUUUCAGCACUGCUGGAGUGGUCCCAGCAAUGGGACUGGGCCAGGGCAGACUGAGACUGCGCUGUGGCCUACCCCCGCCUGUUUACGUAUUUCUUAGUAAGAGCUCAACCUACAGGGAGCCUCAUGGAAACAGCAGAAGUGAGUGGCACCAAGAGGUUCCCUUUCAGUCGGUUAGGAAAGUGAUCCAGAAGUUUGAGAAGCUGGCACUUUCUGACUCAGACUCAGGUCUGGUGUCCAGUUUUGGAUCAUCAUGCUCCACCUUGGCUUCCUUUCCAGAUGUGGGGGUUCCUGGGACCUUGCAGUCAGGGAAAGCAGGACAGGAAACUGAGCCCUAA
Messenger RNA from Pelmatolapia mariae (spotted tilapia), 975 nucleotides. RefSeq lists its product as uncharacterized. Gene Ontology annotation, biological process: protein ubiquitination. The record is from RefSeq and is a predicted model, not a curated record. Gene Ontology annotation, cellular component: cytoplasm. Gene Ontology annotation, molecular function: ubiquitin protein ligase activity. The coding region runs from base 4 to 975 and encodes 323 amino acids. The transcript has 5 exons. Lineage: Eukaryota; Metazoa; Chordata; Actinopteri; Cichliformes; Cichlidae.